Messenger RNA from Homalodisca vitripennis (glassy-winged sharpshooter), 660 nucleotides. RefSeq lists its product as uncharacterized. The transcript is spliced from 3 exons. Bases 91 to 660 code for a protein of 189 amino acids. The record is from RefSeq and is a predicted model, not a curated record. Lineage: Eukaryota; Metazoa; Arthropoda; Insecta; Hemiptera; Cicadellidae.
UAUAGUGUAUUGUGGGACAUAAAGGACAAGUGUUAUACCAAUAAAAACAAAUGCAAUGACGCUUACCGUGCACUAGGCGAGAAGUACAAAAUGAGUGAAAAAGGUGUUCAAUCCAAAAUUAAAAACCUUCGUUCAUAUUUUUUAAAAGAACAACAGAAAAUGUCGCAAAGAAAAAGUGGUGCCAGUGCUAAUGACGUAUAUCAAAGUUCCUGGUUUGCCUACAAGCAUUUGUUAUUUCUCGGAGACUCAAUCACUCCAAGAACGACGAAGGACUCCUUAGAGGAUACGAUCACCGAAGAAGUUGAAAUUGGGGAAGACGAUAUACACGACAACAUAGCAGAUGAAGACCAACCACCAGAAAAAGAAGCACCUGAAACUCAAGAUACAGCAUCGUCUUCUUGUCGACAGCAAAAAUUUCUCCCAACACCACAGACCUGCAGAGGAAUUAAAAGAAAAAUAGAUGAUGAUGGGAAAAAAGAAGAGGCUGCCUUCGGAUUUCUUGAAGUAGCAGCUAAAUCAUUAUCUGAAAAGGACGACUGUUCUAUAUUUGGGGAGAUGAUAGCAACCCAGCUAAGGAAGUUGACUCCGCGAACAAUGGCCCUGAGGACAUUGCAAAUGUCUGUAUGCCUGUCCCUUUGUGUAAGCAACAAGAUAGGUUGA